CUCUGAACAAAGUGUGCUGCAUGCAAUUUAAACCGACAGGACUACAGUAUACUGCUUCAAUGAAAGUACCAUAGUAAGCUACAGCUGUAAUGUUGUAACGUAAUAAAAAAGAUUCUGUUCAAUGUAGUUUCACAGCCAAUAUUUGCAUGGAAUAUGGGACAUACGCGGUGCAGUGUAAAAACAAUGGUGGCGGCAUGGUGCAUGAGUCGACUAGGACUCACUGCAGCUAACCACACGUCCAUGGUAACCCAAUGCUUGCACACAGAUAGCGCUGGCUGAAUGAGAGUCACUUCUUUGCAUACUAUCAGUGGGUUUAUGGUUCUCACCAGUUCUAUUCUACAGUUCUAAAACACUGUUCUCAGACCUGCUGAAGAAAUCAUGACAUCACCUACUCUGGAAGCCCUCCCUUCAUCUCACCUCCUACCCUCCAUCCUUCCUUCCCUCCCUAUUCCCUCCUCCCAUUCUCCUUCUCUCGUCCAUAGCCACACUAACCGUCCAGUGCAGGUACAGACAGACAGGAUAGUGUAUCCACACCUCACUAUGUUGCUGUCCUGUGUGCUCCUGGCCCUGCUUCCUCUACCUCCCCCAGUAAACCCCAGCGUGGACUCCUCCUUCAGGGAAUGCAGCCAGUUCCUGUACAGGGGCCUGGCCCCAAGGGGCCUCCAGGGGACUCAGGGCCUCCAGAAGGUUUGCCAGCAUUACGGGGACAAGGCGCGCUAUGCCACCCUGUACGACCCAGCAGGCAGGAUCCCCCUCUUCUCCGCCUACACCUUUAAACGCUCCAAUGGUGAGAGCAGGGAAGGUCUGCCCUGGAUGUACGAACCACAGCUGUCCAGUGGCUCUGGGACGGGUAACAUGCAGCCCUUCCCCGGUUCUCCCUCCAGCCUCCUGGCCCUAGAGGAGAGCCAGGCGGUGCUGGCCGACUACUCCGACGCAGUCGUCUACGAGCGUGGCCAGCUGAAUCCCGACCAGCACCAGGCCAGUCCUGGGGACAAGGCCUCGACCUACACCCUGACCAACGUGGUUCCCCAGGCUAAGGAGUUCCUCCACCACCACUGGCUACCCUACCUGGAGGGCAUCCGCAAACGCCUCAACAACUAUUGUCGUGGAACGGCUUACAUCAUCAGUGGCGUCACCACCACUGGGAACACCAUCCGGAGAGGUAACGUUCACCGGGUGGGGGUACCCAAACAUCUGUGGACAGCCUACUGCUGUCCUGAUUUUGAUCUCAGUGCGCCGUAUGAGCUCCGGUACAAGUUCCCUACUUAUGCAGCCUACGGGCUUAAUGACGUGGUAGAUAACGCGGUCACGGAGACGUCGACGAAGAGCGUGGAGGCGUUGGUGAAUCGAGAGAUGGCUGUGGAUCAGGACUUUCAGCUGUUCAAUGGAAACUGUGUCCCUGAAGUGUGAACGGUUAUGAGAGUGAAUGUCAAGAGACGAUCUUUAAAAGAGAGAGAGAUCGAGGGAGAUGUUCCUGCCACUGAAAAUAUGAAUGAUAUGGUGAUAUUUGUGA
Molecule: messenger RNA, 1513 nt
Organism: Oncorhynchus mykiss (rainbow trout)
Lineage: Eukaryota; Metazoa; Chordata; Actinopteri; Salmoniformes; Salmonidae
Product: endonuclease domain-containing 1 protein-like
Molecular function (GO): hydrolase activity; nucleic acid binding; metal ion binding
Source: RefSeq, a predicted model, not a curated record